GUUCGGCCAAUUCCCAAUUACUCAUUUACCGGCAGUCUCUCAUCUCACAAUCUCUCUCUCCCUGCACCCAAACAUCGCAUCGACCCUUGUCCUGACCUGAUCUGAACAGUCAGGCGACUCUCCGCUCCUUUGACCAUCUAUUCUCCUGUUUGUCCCCUUGAACGUCCACCCGGUCCCUGUCGCUGCACCUCGAUUGAUAUCCAAUAUGUCCGCCCGCUUCGGUCUGCGCUUCGGUUCUGCGCAGCAAUGGUCUCGUCAGACCGCGUCUCGAUUCACCCAGUUCAAGGCUCGAAACCCAAUCUUCCGCCGGUACCAGGGAACAACGGCCAACCCGGCAGUUGAGGCUCCUUCUCAACAGAGCUUGUGGCAGAGAUUAUGGACCAGCGAGGUUGGGAUCAAGACCGUGCAUUUCUGGGCCCCUGUCAUGAAAUGGGGAGUCGUCCUCGCCGGUGCCUCGGACUUCCUCCGACCAGCCGAGAAACUGUCGUUGACGCAGAACCUGGCCCUCAUGGCCACCGGCUCCAUUUGGACAAGAUGGUGCUUCAUCAUCAAACCCAGGAACAUUCUUCUCGCCGCCGUCAACUUCUGCCUGUUCCUCGUCGGUACUAUCCAAACCACCCGGAUCUUCUUGUACAAGCGGUCCGAAGCCGGCAGCGCGGCCGCGGCAUUGAAGGAAAUGGAACGGGACAUUGAAGGCGCUGCCAAGAAGGUUGAGAAAAAGGUCGAGCAGAAGGUUUAGGGUCCUAGUUGCAAAAUAGGAGAGGAAGAAAAGAAGAACUGGGAAGCAGUUUAUCUCCUUAUAUGUGGUAUGGGCCAUAGUGGGAUCCAAAGGCGGGAGAAAGAGUCUGAUCUCCAGCGUCAAGCUCAUGCCGUCGGACUCACGAGCGGAGACGGACCAAAGCGUUUCGUGUGUCGACAAGAUGGACUUGACUUGCCAUGGUCCAGGUCGUGCUCAGAUGCAGUGGGCAAGGAAGUCCAAUUCUGCUAGGAUUGAUACAGUACUACUUUCGCAUAUGAGUGAAGCGGAACAAAAGCAAGCUCCUUUGCUAUACUCUUCUCUCUUCCUUCCUACCGCCGCAAGUUUGUGUGUCGGUAACAAGUAUCUGUUGCCUUAGUUCGUUUCGCCAUUCCAUCUCUUUGCUUCUUUUCCUGUCCUUGACCCCAACUUGGACGCAGUCAGUUAAGCUGCAG
Exophiala dermatitidis NIH/UT8656 is the source of this 1191-nucleotide messenger RNA. RefSeq lists its product as uncharacterized. Gene Ontology annotation, cellular component: mitochondrial inner membrane. Gene Ontology annotation, biological process: pyruvate import into mitochondria. The record is from RefSeq and is a predicted model, not a curated record. Gene Ontology annotation, molecular function: pyruvate transmembrane transporter activity. The transcript is spliced from 3 exons. NCBI's taxonomy places the organism in Eukaryota, Fungi, Ascomycota, Eurotiomycetes, Chaetothyriales, Herpotrichiellaceae. Bases 206 to 739 code for a protein of 177 amino acids.